Messenger RNA from Cooperia oncophora, 1119 nucleotides. The record is from the annotation of a GenBank genome assembly. NCBI's taxonomy places the organism in Eukaryota, Metazoa, Nematoda, Chromadorea, Rhabditida, Trichostrongylidae.
GGAAGCAGUAAGCUCGAUGUCCGCGAUGCGACGGCUCAGCGGAGACCCGUCGGAAAGUGUUUCAACUGUAACAAGCAAGGACAUCUGAGAAAGGACUGCACGAUGCCGAAGAAGAACGCUACUGUUACUGAAAAGGUUACUAAAUCGGCUCAGCAAGCAGAGCCGGCGAGAAUUUUUACCGCGUCCUUGAGGAAAUGGAUAUGUGGAGCAGUAGAGGUCGACAACAAGUGCGAAUUGGUCGGUGAACAAACGACCACGGAAGUGCAUCUUCUAGGCACUUCACGCAAAGCGUUGUUGGACACUGGCUCGCAAAUCAGCAUCAUACCACUGCAAGUACUCCAGGCAGCAUUGGAGUCCGGCUUUGACUUGGAUGCCGACGUCGAAGAAAUUCCGUUGGACCAGCAAAAGCAGGUAUUUGAUGCUUCGGGCAACAGAAUGUCCUUCAAAGGAGCGAUCAGACUGACGCUGCAGAUGAGCGACGGUAAGAAGCAGCGGAUCGCUGCCUUUGUCAUGGCUGGAGGAGACGGCAUGUUGGUGCUUGGGACCAAUGCACUGCGGCCACUUGGAUAUGACCUCACUCAGCGAAACUGCUCAGAGUCUGUGGCGCUACCUCGAUCACGGAGUAAACCACCCUGUUCUCUCUCAGUUACUGCUGCGAAAAGGGUGUACAUUCCUCCAGGACAGUCAAGAUCGGUGCCGAUUCAAUGCAAGGACCUCACCCAAGGAGGAAUUUUCUGGUCUAAGGACCACUUACUUCCUGAUGUCGUAUGGGAAGGUGGAGAGAAGGCAGUUGAGGUGCCGGUAACAAACACCUUUGCAGGAGCAAAGAUCUUCCGACUAGGGGAGGAGGUGGGAAUCCUCGAACCCGCAAAAGUCGUUGAAGUCAAGCCUGUCACGUAUUCGGGAGACAUACCGAGAAGACAGACUUUUGAAGUUGCUCCGCGACAACAGGACAAACAGGAGAAUAGCGACGAAGUUGAUAAUCUCGUCAAGAGCUACGCUCAAGUCUUUGCGGUGAGCGAGCAAGAGCUUACCCAGACAACGCUGGUGGAACACAACAUCGACACCGGUGAGGCACCACCGAUCCGACAAAAGCCUCGCCCGAUACCACUGGCUACU